CAGGAUAAAAGAUUGAUGUGCUAGCUAUAUCAGUUGACAAUAGAAUCUUGAGGAGACAGGAUGAGAACAGUGUCUCUGGCAUGGAUUCUGCUAACAUUGAGUUCUGUAUUUGCUUCCGAUCCUAUUCAAUGUAGAGAUGAAAACAACAACCCUGUUGAUUGGUUUGUUGUCAAUAAAUUUCCUCUCAUCAAAUACGCUAAGCAGUCGUUAAUAAAAACUGGAAAAGGUUAUAUGUACAUUACAGACACCCAAUUAGAUGACGGAUGGCAAAUUUCUGAAAGGAGCAUAGAUGCUGAGGACUCAAUUAUUGCUAAUACACUAUCAUUUUUGGAUAAUGUAAAGAAGGAUGAUAUGCUUUGGUUGGUAUACAAUGAUGAGGGUGAUGUGGAAUGUUCCAAUUGUGGCCACACCAAGGGCUUCAUUGCCGGUGACAGUUACAGUGGCUUUUGGUUGAUUCAUAGUGUACCAAAAUACUUACCAGGAAAAUAUCCAAGAACAGGUCUCAGAUACGGACAGAGUGCUUUAUGCAUAUCCCUAAACCACACAAAUUUAGACAUGAUAGGAGACUUCCUCAAAUACAAUAAACCAAACUUUCAACAAUGGCAUCUUAGUAAUACAUUAAGAAAACUUUACCCAAAAAUAACAGCAGCAGUAAAUUAUUCAGAGGACAAAGCUCCUUUUAAUAUUCAAAAGCCAAUUUAUAGUAAAAAUGGAGUCGAGUUCCAAGGUUUUGCAAAAUCACGAAAUUUCCAUACAGAUCUCUAUGAAUGGGUUGCCAAAAGUCUUGGUGAAGAUUUGUACACAGAAACAUGGAUAAAUGAACGAGGAGUCCUUCCUUCGAAUUGUGAUAAUGACUAUAGAGUAAUUAACAUAAUGUCAAUGAGACAUCCAAACUUUAAUCUUAUUUAUUCAACUCACAAAGAUCAUUCUAAGCUGGCUAUUGCUGCUUCAAAAGCUAACCCUUGGGUAUGUGUAGGUGACAUCAAUAGAGCUAAAUCACAGGAAAAUAGAGGAGGAGGAACUGUUUGUUUUAAUAAUAAUAAAUUGUGGAAUUCAUAUUUUAAGUUGAUAAAUUCAACUGAAAAAUGUCAGUCAUAUCUAAUUAAUACAUUCAAUCACGAAUCACCAAAUGUAAAAAUUCAAGUGAAUCUUUUAUGAAUAUAUUUAAAUAAAUAAAUUAUUUAAUUGUUUUUAUCCUGUUUAUUUAUUUUAAUUCAUUUAUAUUUUAAAAUAAACCCAUACAAUUGAUCUAUUCAUAUUAUACAUUGUGAAUAAGUAUAUAACCAUAUUAUAUAUAAUACCAUGCAACUACCAAUAUAAACAGUGAUCACUA
This is a messenger RNA of Nezara viridula (southern green stink bug), 1333 nucleotides long. Lineage: Eukaryota; Metazoa; Arthropoda; Insecta; Hemiptera; Pentatomidae. The record is from the annotation of a GenBank genome assembly.